Messenger RNA from Gossypium raimondii (Peruvian cotton), 1396 nucleotides. RefSeq lists its product as uncharacterized. Gene Ontology annotation, molecular function: catalytic activity. Gene Ontology annotation, cellular component: chloroplast. NCBI's taxonomy places the organism in Eukaryota, Viridiplantae, Streptophyta, Magnoliopsida, Malvales, Malvaceae. The transcript has 12 exons. The record is from RefSeq and is a predicted model, not a curated record. The coding region runs from base 112 to 1224 and encodes 370 amino acids.
UUUUUAUUUUCUCAAACUUUUAAGGAGAAAAAUAGACAAAAAUGGUGGAGGGAGUUUAGUUCGUUAAAAGCAGUGGCAAAGAAGGCGAAGGUAAAUAGCAAAAAAAAAAAAAUGGCGACGAAUCUUCUGCUCACUCCUCAGCCGCUUGCUUUUUCAAAAUUCUCUGUUUCAACCAAAAAAGUAGCGAUUAACAGCCAAAGAGCGACGAGAUUCGUCGCCAAAGCCAGUGGUGGAGAAGAGAAGAACGACGAGAAAGGCUUCACUCCGUUUGGUUUCGUCACCGAUAAUCCUUCCAGCCGCAGCGCCAUUCAAUUGCCGGAAUCCCCCGCUGAGGAUGGCAAUGUCGGCCAAAUGCUUUAUAGGAUAGAAGACAAGGGAAAGGACUAUGGCUCAUACAUAAAGUCUGGAAAGCUUAGAUGGUUUGUUAGAGAAACUGGGUCACCUGAAAGCCGACGUGGUACAGUUGUCUUCCUACAUGGGGCUCCAACACAAUCUUAUAGCUAUCGAGUUGUAAUGUCUCAGAUGUCAGAUGCUGGUUUCCAUUGCUUUGCACCUGAUUGGAUAGGAUUUGGUUUCAGUGACAAACCACAGCCUGGAUAUGGGUUUGAUUACACAGAGAAGGAGUUCCAUGAGGCACUUGACAAGUUAUUGGAUGUCUUGGAGGUCAAGUCUCCUUUCUUUCUUGUGGUUCAGGGGUUUGUUGUAGGUUCAUAUGGAUUGACAUGGGCAUUGAAAAAUCCCAGCAAGAUAUCCAAAUUAGCAAUUUUGAAUACUCCAUUAACAGUUUCAUCUCCUGUUCCUGGACUUUUCCAACAGCUAAGAAUACCACUUUUUGGAGAAUUUACUUCUCAAAAUGCUGUGAUAGCUGAACGCUUUAUUGAAGCAGGUAGCCCAUAUGUGCUGAAGCUGGAAAAGGCUGAUGUCUAUCGAUUACCAUAUUUGGCCAGCAGCGGACCUGGCUUCGCAUUACUUGAAGCAGCAAGAAAAAUUAAUUUCAGAGACAUCUCAAGUCAAAUAGCUGAUGGAUUUGCAUCUGGAAGAUGGGAUAAACCGGUUCUUGUUGCUUGGGGUUUAGCGGACAAGUACCUCCCUCAAACAAUAGCCGAAGAAUUUCGGAAACAAAACCUGAGCUCAGUUGAGCUCAAGCUGAUAGAAGGUGCCGGUCAUAUGCCACAGGAGGACUGGCCUGAGAAAGUUGUUGAUGCUUUGAGAAUGUUCUUCUAAGUUGCAUACCCUUGUUUAUAUGCUAUUGACUUCCCUUUUCUUGCAAGGUAUUUUACAGAAAACAGAGCAAUGUAAUUUUCUGAUUAACUAAAACUAUUGUAUAGAUUUGUAGUUUAGAUGAUGUAUUCCCAUAUAUCCAAUGCACAGCACAGGACAAACAUUUUUAAGCUCA